This is a messenger RNA of Brachypodium distachyon (stiff brome), 1111 nucleotides long. Its product is annotated as peroxisome biogenesis protein 19-1. The record is from RefSeq and is a predicted model, not a curated record. Gene Ontology annotation, cellular component: peroxisome; peroxisomal membrane. Bases 163 to 903 code for a protein of 246 amino acids. Gene Ontology annotation, biological process: protein import into peroxisome membrane. The transcript is spliced from 4 exons. NCBI's taxonomy places the organism in Eukaryota, Viridiplantae, Streptophyta, Magnoliopsida, Poales, Poaceae.
AUUACCUUUCCCUCUCUCACCCGUCUCCCCCUCGCGUGUCUAUCUGCCCCCCAAACCCCAGACGCAUCCCGCCUGCCCGCCUGCCGCUGGAAGGACCGCCCCUGACCCCAAAUCCGGAGCCCCCUCGUCGCCGCGGCGGGGAUUCCUGAGGCACAGCCAUCCAUGGCCUCCUCCAACUCCGGCGCUGCCGGCGGCGACGACCUCGACCAGCUCCUGGACAGCGCCCUCGACGACUUCACCAGCCUCGAUCUCGCCGCCGCCCCCAAAAGCAGUGGCGAGGCCUCGGCAUCGUCGUCCGGGGCCUCGAGGCCGGUGAAGGGGCUGGGGAUGUCGCUGCCAGACCCCAGGGCGCCCAGGCGGCGCGCAGCGAAGCAACCACCGAGGGGGGCGCACGCGUCGGAGGCGCUCGAGAAGCUAACACGCGAGACCCGGGAGGCGGUUCGGGGUCUCGAGUCGGCCACCGGGGGGAUCGGUGGGCUGGACGACGAGGGGAUGAUGGAGGACUUCGUGAAGCAGUUCGAGGAGUUCGCUGGUGCGCAGGAUAUGGACUCUAUUGUUGAAAAAAUGAUGAAGCAACUUCUGUCCAAGGAAAUUCUUCAUGAACCCAUGAAGGACAUUGUAGAAAAGUACCCAAAAUGGUUGGAAGAUAACAAAAGCAAGAUAAGCAAAGAAGAACAUGAGCGUUACAGCAAUCAGCUUGAGCUCAUGCUGAAGCUUAAUGAUGUCUAUGAACAUGAGCCUGAAAACAUGUCUAAGAUUUUUGAGAUCAUGCAAAACAUGCAAGAAUGUGGUCAGCCCCCCAGUGAUCUUGUUCAAGAUAUUGUUCCGGAUCUGGAUCUGAGCAAGUUGGGACAACUAUCACCCGAGAUGCUUGAGUCAGCACCAGAUUGCUGCGUGAUGUGAUGAGCAAAGCCAUGAUCGAAGGGUGCAAAUUCCAUGAAGUAGCUACAUUACCUGUGCCCUUGCCCUUUUUAGUUCAAAGUUGCUUUCGUUGGAUCAUCUGUAAAGCUCUGCAGAUAUAUAAAAUGAGUCUGUUAUUUGAUUCCUGGAUGGAUGUUAUACUUCAGUUGAUCUACUAUAAUUACGAGGAAAUUAAAUCCAUUUGCCUUAA